CUCCAGCCGGUGACGGACGGGUUAAAGCUCCAGACUCCGAGCCCGGGUCCAUAAAGGAGGCCGCAGCCCUCCUCCGCGCCGUCGCCCCCCAGGUGGCAUGUUGUGGUUGAGAGCUGCUCAGGCGCGCAUCCCUGCAGAGCAGAGACGUCUCGUUCGUGUGUCAGCUGCUGCUGGACCCGCAGCCUCCCCGUCUGGUUGUCAUGGCAAAAUGUUCUCUGCUGGUUUGGUGUUUUUUCCACGGACUCUUCUGUGUCUCUUUCGGUACCGCCGAACCCUGGCGGCACCACAUCCAGUGGGAGAACAACGGGCAGGUUUAUAGCUUGAUGAGCACUGGAUCAGAGUUCCAAAGUCCGGUUCGGUCCAAAAGCCCGCCGAGGGUGUUCCUGAGCAGCAGGAUGCCCAGCAGCGACAUGCCGGGCGCGCGCAGGAGAAGCGGCCCGCCAGAGUCCAGACACGCCAGGACCGACCACAGGGGAGACGCUGGACCUCUGGCGCCUGAGCGCGGGUACGCAGCCCUCCAUGCCGGUUCCGCUGAGCCCAGAGAGCCAGAACCGCUUCCAGGAGCCGAGGAGCAUCUCGGAACUUCUCCUCCCGAAUCCACCAACAGCUCCGCGCGCUCAACAGCCAGAGGAGAUGCUGAGGACGCACUGCAUCUGGAUGCGCCAAACCAUCCUCUGCGCGCCCUUCAGGCGGACCCGCACAUCUCUGCGGACCUCCCGCCGGACCUUCCCGGGCAUUUCCCAGCGGCCACUGCGGAUUAUUCAAACGAGAUCAACGAGGAAGACAUGAUGAACGACGACCCGCGAAACCCGUUCAAGAACCACCGGAACUCCGUUUUCUACAACCUGUAUCCCAGCAGGGGCCGGUCAGCGGGCCGCGCGCUGCGCGUGCCGGGCGCAGGACACGGGACCAGAUACUUCCAAAACGGACUGCCCGAUCUGGUGCCGGACCCGUACGCCAUCCAAGCAGGCGCUUAUGUGCAGCGCAUGCAGAUGUACGCGCUCCGCUGUGCAGCAGAGGAGAACUGUCUGUCCAGGUCGGCGUACGCCCCCACGGUCCGGGACAUCGACUUCAGGGUCCUGCUGCGCUUCCCCCAGAAGGUGAAGAACCAGGGCACCUCGGACUUCCUCCCCCUGAAGCCUCGGUACCAGUGGGACUGGCACAGCUGUCACCAGCACUUCCACAGCAUGGACGCCUUCAGCAACUACGACCUGCUGGACGUGGUCAGCGGGCUGAAGGUGGCCGAGGGCCACAAGGCCAGCUUCUGCCUGGAGGACACCGGCUGUGAGCCCGGAUUCAGGCGGCGCUACGCCUGCACCUCCCACACUCAGGGUCUGAGUCCGGGCUGCCAUGACACUUACGCCGCCAACAUCGACUGUCAGUGGAUCGACAUAACCGACGUCCCCCCAGGAAACUACAUCCUGAAGGUUACUGUCAAUCCCAACCUGUACGUUCUGGAGUCGGACUUCUCCAACAACGUGGUGAGAUGUGACGUCAUCUACACGGGAGUUUAUGUUCAGACCCGCAACUGCAGAGUAACCAGGGGCUGAAAUCUUCAUUUGAAUUUGAGUUUGUGAAUAAAAAUGUUCAAACAUGAGCUGAAAAACUCAAAAGUUCAGCCUUUAAUCUGCAUUAGGAAGCGUUUCCAAACCAGGAGUUUCAGCUGUUGACAGCAGAUUAUUCUGCGGAUGUUUUCUUGAUCCUCUUUAAUUUAAACAGUAAAUAUUCUGUAUUAUACGUUUUCUCAUUAAAGUUUUAAAACAAAGAA
Oryzias melastigma (Indian medaka) is the source of this 1768-nucleotide messenger RNA. RefSeq names its product lysyl oxidase-like 5b (gene loxl5b). The record is from RefSeq and is a predicted model, not a curated record. Gene Ontology annotation, molecular function: copper ion binding; protein-lysine 6-oxidase activity. Gene Ontology annotation, biological process: peptidyl-lysine oxidation. NCBI's taxonomy places the organism in Eukaryota, Metazoa, Chordata, Actinopteri, Beloniformes, Adrianichthyidae.